Dermatophagoides farinae (American house dust mite) is the source of this 1487-nucleotide messenger RNA. RefSeq names its product RCC1 and BTB domain-containing protein 2. Gene Ontology annotation, molecular function: guanyl-nucleotide exchange factor activity; protein binding. Gene Ontology annotation, cellular component: cytoplasm. Lineage: Eukaryota; Metazoa; Arthropoda; Arachnida; Sarcoptiformes; Pyroglyphidae. The record is from RefSeq and is a predicted model, not a curated record.
UUCAAUCAGUUGUUUCAAUUUUUGGUUUUUUUACUUUCAAAAAAUAUAAACAAUUUUUAUUGAUGACCAAAAAUGCAACAUUUGCAUAUGGUGUACAAAUAUGCUCAUCGUUAUCGUUGGAAUAUGAUUUUACCAAACCGCAGCGGAUAUCAGUUUUGAAUGAUGUAAAAAUUGUUCAAGUAGAUUCUGGCUAUAAUUUCGUUGCCAUUCUAACUGAUGAUGGACAUGUAUUCAUAGCCAGCGAUGAAGAAUCUAAAUGGAAAACAAAGAGAACAUUACGAUUGAUUUCAAACAAUAAUGAUCGUUUUAAGAUGAUUGCUUGUGGAUGUUUGCAUUUAUUAAUGUUACGACAAGAUGGUCAUGUUUUCGCUGUUGGUGAUAAUAGUUAUGGUCAAAUAACUGGUAAUGAAAAAUCAUCAUAUGAAUGUAUGAUCCACAUUGAUAACCCAGAAAAUGUAAAGCUCAUAGCUUGUGGAGAGUAUCAUAGUUUAUCAAUAACUAAUGAAGAAAAAAUUUAUUCCUGGGGCCUUAAUAGUUGUGGUCAAUUAGGUCUUGGGGAUGAAAAAAACCGAAACACCCCAUGUCUUGUUCCAUUUCCAAAUGAUGAUUCAACACGAAUCAAAGAUAUUGUGGCUGGCAUGUAUCAUUCAUUAUUUUUAUUCGAAAAUGGUCAGCUUUGGGGAUGUGGUUUUAAUUAUAAUGGUGAACUUGGUCUUGGUGAUGAUAUUAAACGAUCAAAGUUGACAAAAAUACCGAUUAAAAAUGUGCAACAAAUUGCAUGUUCAAGAGACCAUUCAUUUUCAUUGGCACAUGAUGGAUCAUGGUAUUAUGCAUGGGGAAAAACCAAAUAUGGCAAAUGGUCAUCACCUAAAAAAUUGAAUAAUCCACAUUCAUCAUUUGCUUCUGCGUCGACAAUGAUUUUAUCAUCACCACUCACAUUUGGUCUCGCAUCAACAAUCCAUGUAUUCAGAUCACAUGAUUCAUUUAUGUACAAAUCAAUCCUCCAAUUGUUUGAUAAUCAAGAUAAUUAUGAUGUGGAAUUUAUAAUUGGCAAAAAACGUAUUAAGGCAUGCAAAUGUUAUCUCAAAUCUGCAUCGGAAUAUUAUCAACGAAUGUUUUCCGGUAAUUGGAGUGAAAAUGACCAAGUACCCAUCGAAAAUUAUUCCUAUGAAACAUACUAUGCAUAUCUACGUCUGUUACAUAAAGGAAAAAUUCAUAUUAAUCAUCAAAACAUAGUCGAAAUUGUUGAUCUGGCCAAUUGUUAUGGUGAUGAAAGGUUGAUGGAAUAUUGUGAAAUAUUCAUACGGAAUGAUUUGGAUGAACAAACUAUGCCCACAUAUCGUACAUUAAUUAUCAAAUACGAAAUGAAGGAAUUGUAUAACAAGAUUGCUCAUCUGGACAAAAAUCGCCAACAAUCUUCAUCAAAACGAACAAAAUUUUUUUAAACUUUCAUGACUUUUACCACCAACAAUCAUUCAUUCGAUAAU